AACAAUUAAAAAUUCAAAAAGAUUUGAUAAAGGUGUUUGCAGCUAUAGAAAGCCAAAUUCUAUUAAAUUAAAUUAAAUUAAAUUUGAUUGCAUUUAUAAAGCAAAGUAUAGAUCCUUUAACAAAACCGAGAACCCCAACAAUCAGAAGACUGCUUUUGAGGAAGCACUUGGCGACAGUGGGAUGGAAAAACUCCCUUUUAACAGGAAAAAAAGGCGCAGGGAGGGGCAGCCAUCUGCUGAUGCAAAAGACUUUAAAGCAUGAAACGUCUUCAAAAUGGUGUUUUAAUCUAUUUUCACGUUAUAUUGAGUCUAUUAAAACACACACACACACACACACACACACACACACACACACACACACACACACACACACACACAGAAUAUAUGCACAUAUAACAUGUGCUGAUGACAUGACUCAUCUCAUUACUCCGAAAACAUCAGUACCAUAGAUUAUAAUUCCAUUUUCAAUAUCAACCGAUGAAUUUCAUACUCUGAAUAAACCCUUUUAAAUAAACAUUUCAUCGCUCUCAAGCUGGAACUUUACAAUGAACGACCACUGUCAUCGGAUUUCAUUUACUUCCACUGUAGAAACACUAGAUGGAGAUAAACAUCCACCACCAGGCGCCAUACUCGUAAUAACACAAUUUUAUAGUACAGCACAAUGUUCUCUGGUGAUGGGCACCUCGAUAAUUUAGUAAUAACAAACAGAUUUCAAAGCAUAUAAAAAACAAGUCGAAGACACAGACUAAGGACACUAAUGCGGUCAAUGGUGAAUUUGAAUGUUUAUGCUUUCGAAUUAUUGGAAACAGGCAAAAAGAAAAAUGAAAUAAACUGAAAAAAGCACUCCCUGGUCUGUAUCCCCACGUAAGCCCACCCCCCGUGAAAGUGAAAUCUGCCAUCCGUGCUGCAGUUCCUCUACAGUCUUUAAUUUGAAGUCACUCCUACCAGGACGUAUUUCCUCGGGCACAAGCGCGCGCUGGAGCCUGCCGUCUUAUUAACGCACAGGUUUACUGACACAGCACUGGAUCUACAAAGGACCCAAGGACACAGACUUUUGAAUCUAGUUAGCCUGAUUAAAAGCAGCUAACACUGACAUCAUUUUAUUGUACGGCUCCCUAAACGGAUGGCAUCGUAAUAAAAAAAAGAAAGAAAGAAAAAAAAGUUAUCACUCGGGGGAGAAUCCUUUGCGUAAAAUGGGGACCGAGUAUGAAUGAUGUAUUGCGCAGAAUCUCGGCUCAUUUAACCUACGAUUAAUUUACCGGAGAGAAGCGCAUCUCCAUCUCGUGGGAUGCGAGCGGGGCAUGUCUUGGCUGAAUGCUGUUGCACGGUUUUGGUUAGACGGUGCCAAACUUGCGCAAAGAGCCCGAUUCUGCACAAGAACUGAUCGUUGCCAGUAAGGUGACCGAAAGCACACAAUGUCAGCCAUACGGCGGAAAUUUGGCGAGGACUACCAGGUGGUAAACACCAACCGGAGCAUGACUUUUUCCGCGCCGGUGAAGAAAAAGAGGCAGCGGUUUGUAGAGAAGAACGGCCGCUGCAAUGUCCAGCACGGUAACCUUGGGAGUGAAACCAGCAGGUACAUCUCUGAUCUAUUCACCACGCUGGUGGAUCUAAAGUGGCGCUGGAACCUGCUCAUCUUCAUCCUCACGUACACGGUGGCGUGGCUGGUCAUGGCUUCGAUGUGGUGGGUCAUCGCUUACAUCCGCGGAGACCUGAGCUACGGCGGCCACAACUCGUCCUACACCCCGUGCGUCGCCAACGUCUACAACUUUCCCUCUGCGUUCCUGUUCUUCAUCGAGACCGAGGCGACCAUCGGCUACGGCCACCGGUAUAUCACGGAAAAGUGUCCUGAGGGUAUCAUCCUCUUCCUCUUCCAGUCGCUGCUGGGCUCCAUCGUGGACGCUUUCCUGAUUGGCUGCAUGUUCAUCAAGAUGUCGCAGCCCAAGAAGCGCGCGGAGACGCUGAUGUUCAGCCAGGACGCGGUCAUUUCGCAGCGGGACGGGAAGUUAUGCCUCAUGUUCCGAGUGGGAAACCUGCGAAACAGCCACAUGGUGUCCGCUCAGAUCAGGUGCAAACUCAUAAAGUCUCGGCAGACCCCAGAGGGCGAGUUCCUGCCUCUGGAUCAGUGUGAACUGGAUGUAGGUUUCGGGACGGGGGCGGAUCAGCUCUUCCUAGUGUCACCUUUGACUAUCUGCCAUGAGAUCAACAGCAAGAGCCCGUUCUUCGACCUGUCACAGCGCUCGCUCAUGAACGAUCAGUUUGAGAUUGUUGUCAUUCUGGAGGGCAUCGUGGAGACCACUGGUAUGACAUGCCAGGCAAGGACAUCUUACACUGAAGAUGAAGUCUUGUGGGGUCAUCGCUUCCUCCCUGUCAUGUCUCUUGAAGAGGGCUUCUUCAGAGUCGAUUACUCCCAGUUCCACAACACCUUUGAAGUCCCCACACCUCCCUACAGUGUCAAAGAGCAGGAGGAGAAGUCCUCCCUGACGUCACCCAACCCCCUGCCUGUUGCGCCUACUCCCCCUUCACCUCUGCUGAGGAACAGCAGUCGAGUAGGCCGCAGGGAGAGGCUCCUGUCAGCUGACAAUGCAGACCAUGUAGACGAUCAAGUCUCCAGGCUGCCCAGCAAACUCCAGCGCAUGAGCUCCAGCAGGGAGGAGCAUCUCUGGAGGGGGCUGAAGACUGGGUCAACCUUGCCUGGGGGGAAGGCCUCCAGCACAGGAGAUCUGCCGCUUAGUAUUCAGAGGCUGAGGUCCAGCUCCAUCCCUGUAGUGAGGCAAGGACAUCCGGAGGAGCAGGUCCAGCUGUUGUCUUUGGAUGGAGAAGCUGAGGAGAGUGAGCUGGAGAAGCACAGAUUGCCCACAGCCAUUAGCACCAUUGCUGCUCCAACCCCAGCACCAGUCCAGAUCUCCUUGGUAGGGAGUCGGCCAGAGGACAACUUGCCUCCCAAACUGCGCAGAAUGAAUGCUGACCGCUGACAUCUGCAAACUACCUUCAGGACUAAAACUAAUUUGAAAAAUUUAUCAGGCUUGAUGGGCAUUGCAUAUAAGUAAAGUCUACUGUGAUCUAGGUUUUUUUUUUGUAAUUUCUGCAGAUUCUCUCCAGUUUUCAGUAUUUCUUAUCAGGCUCUUUACUAAGUUGUCCAUUGCCACAAAUAGAAGGACAACACCAAUAAGCCAUCCAUCCGCUCAUACUGUGACUCAGUUUUGAUAUAUCACCAUCUGUGCCCCCCACUGACUUUUAACACUUAUGUCCUUGUGCUUGUUCCUUUCAUUUCUUUUCCCAGAAGUUGCAUCAAAGACUUUCUUAUGGCCUCAAACUGCUGUAUCCACUUAUUUUAAUUGAACAAGCACCAAAGUGGCAGUUAUAAAUCAGACUGAUCAUUUGCUAAACCAGCUCCCUUAAAACAGUGACUGUCCAGUGGCUGCUUAGCAAAGAUAACCAGGCACGGCAAGUCUGUCAACCUUUGGAUUCACUUAUUAUUCUUGAUUUCUCAUAUAAUAAGUGUGCAGUGGUGUUUAAAUUAAGCCUUUACCAAACAUAAAACAAUGUGCAAAAGGAUAAGAAAGUGUUUGAGAGGUUUGCUCAUUUGUAUCAAUGUAAAACUUAUCUGUAGCAGAUGCUGUUUGCUACAGGACAACCUACUGUAGUAGUCAAAUACUACCUAAUCUCUAAAAACAGAUUUUGCAUAUGAAUAUGUACAAUCUGUAGGCAAGACACAACAUUUCUGUACCAGGCACACUCUGGUUUCUUUUUGUAGUCUUUUUGUAGUCCAGGUGCACUUUACUAGCAAUGCGCCGAUAUGAUAUUUGGAUCAGAUUUUGGUCCGAGCCUAAUUCUAAAGGCUGGAUUGGAUAUUGUUUAAAACGAGAUGAUCUAUGACCAAUCUAUUCAUUUUUACUGUAUUUGAUUUACUCAGCAGCAACAGUGGUUGCUAUUGGCCAAGCUAACAAAGCACUAAGUAAGCUAACAGCAAAGCAGCAGUUGAUGCUUUCUCUUUCUUGGUCCUUCACUUGUUUGGAAGCUUUUAUUACUCUUUAUUACACUCUUGGUUACAUAAUGUGCUUGUGCCAGCUCAACUUCACACCAAUAUAUUGAGGAGCAGUAAAAGCAGGUGAACUCAGAUUGAGAGGAAGUAAAGGAGAAACUUGCAUGAUUGUCAAUGAAAGCAGUGUGCAGUAGGCUUGCACUGAGCUCGGACUAAUGCAAAGAAAAACUGCAUGAGUGCCAUACAAGAAAGCAACAGGGGGACAGGGUUUAACUUUACGCAAUUUAACCUGAAGUGGGUGAAAAAAAUCCCUGAUACACAUGUUACAUUAAUAUGUUUUUAGGACUACUAUUUAUUUGGAUGCUCACAUGAGCAACUGCAUUACCUAUUGUGCAAUCUUAACAAUUUUUACCUCCUGGUGCACUGUUUGCAUUGGACCAUUACACAUGGGGUGCCAAAUGCAAUCACAAAUCAAUUUUAGACUGCAGAUUUUCUGUCAUUAUUAACUGGUUUAUCAAAAUGUAAAAAACAACAGCAACAAAAAAACAAUGUAGGAAUGCAGGGAAGAUGACGUCAGAGGAUCUGUGUAUUAUUGCCAAUAUAAAGGAAAGAUUACUUCAUAUUGCAACUGCUAAAUAAUAAAUUCUUUGAAAACACAACUGUGCCUGUUAGCACUGAUAUUUUUCCCUAUGAAAAAAAAGCUGUAUUGCCUUUUCUGUUUGACUCAGCUUGUAUAUUUGCACACUGUACUCAACAUUCAGAGCAGUUUCAUCCUGCAGAACCUAUCAGCAGCUCAUGUGUCACCUGCUGUGAUGGCUAAACCAGCAUUCAUCAAAUAUU
This is a messenger RNA of Pelmatolapia mariae (spotted tilapia), 4825 nucleotides long. Its product is annotated as G protein-activated inward rectifier potassium channel 1-like. Gene Ontology annotation, biological process: potassium ion import across plasma membrane; regulation of monoatomic ion transmembrane transport. The coding region runs from base 1416 to 2975 and encodes 519 amino acids. The record is from RefSeq and is a predicted model, not a curated record. The transcript is spliced from 3 exons. Gene Ontology annotation, cellular component: plasma membrane. Lineage: Eukaryota; Metazoa; Chordata; Actinopteri; Cichliformes; Cichlidae. Gene Ontology annotation, molecular function: G-protein activated inward rectifier potassium channel activity.